AUGGAGAACUUCCGGACGUUCCUGGAUGCUCGAGGAGAUACGGCGUCGUGGCCGGUGACUCGGCGGAUCGCAGUACUGAAGCAUUGUCUCGGGGCAGAAGGGCAAGCCCAGUACAGAGCGAUCGAACAUCAAGAAGCCACGGGAGAUGACGACUACGAGAAGGCAAUCGACAGACUCAACCGGAGGUUCUCGUCGCGAAAAGAACUGGCGGCGGCCAGGAUGGAUUUCUUCAGUCGGGAGCAGCAUCAAGGGCAAUCGGUCCGAGAGUACGUGGCAGCGCUCCGGAGACUCGCAAACAAAUGCAAGUUCCCCAUGACAGCGGACGACGCAAUCAUCUCCCAGCUCACCGUGAGGACGAACAACGCGAGCGUCCGGAAAGAAUUGCUAGCCUGCAAGGACAACGAGCACUUCGAGGAUGCGGUUGCGGUCGCGGCACGGGCAGAAAUCAACGCGAAAAAAGCGGCGGAGUUCGGAAAUAACGCAGCCCGAAUGACUCCAACCGAAGCGAUGGUCAAAAGGGUUGUGACCCGGAUUCGCAGUGGUGAUUGUUAG
Messenger RNA from Galendromus occidentalis (western predatory mite), 552 nucleotides. RefSeq lists its product as uncharacterized. The transcript has a single exon. The record is from RefSeq and is a predicted model, not a curated record. Lineage: Eukaryota; Metazoa; Arthropoda; Arachnida; Mesostigmata; Phytoseiidae. The coding region runs from base 1 to 552 and encodes 183 amino acids.